Messenger RNA from Lolium rigidum, 877 nucleotides. RefSeq names its product protein BUD31 homolog 2. The transcript has 4 exons. Gene Ontology annotation, cellular component: nucleus; spliceosomal complex. Lineage: Eukaryota; Viridiplantae; Streptophyta; Magnoliopsida; Poales; Poaceae. Gene Ontology annotation, biological process: mRNA splicing, via spliceosome. The record is from RefSeq and is a predicted model, not a curated record. Bases 143 to 580 code for a protein of 145 amino acids.
UUGAAUCGCGAUUCCCGCUAGGCUCUCGGUUAUCUAACUUGACUAGUGCAACGAUCUUGUGACAAGUCUAAAAUUCUUUGUUGGUCUGCGAGGAUCCACAUCUCUUUGGUUUUUGUUCAAUAAGCAUACUUCCUGGAACAACAUGCCUAAGAUAAAGACGAGCCGUGUGAAGUACCCUGAAGGAUGGGAGCUUAUUGAACCAACUCUCCGUGAUUUGGAAGCCAAAAUGAGAGAAGCUGAGAAUGAUACACAUGAUGGGAAGAGGAAGUGUGAGGCCCUCUGGCCAAUCUUCCGCAUUUCUCAUCAAAAGAGCCGCUACAUAUAUGAUCUCUACUACCGAAGGAAGGAAAUCAAAAAGGAGUUAUAUGAGUUUUGCUUGGACCAAGGUUAUGCAGACAAAAAUCUGAUUGCUAAAUGGAAAAAGCCAGGUUAUGAGCGCCUUUGUUGCCUCCGUUGUAUACAGACACGAGACCACAACUUCGCAACCACUUGUGUCUGCCGGGUCCCCAAGCACCUCAGGGAAGAAAAGGUGAUAGAGUGCGUCCAUUGCGGCUGCAAGGGGUGCGCCAGCGGAGACUGAAGUCAGCCAACUCGCGGUUGAGAAUAAUCCGAAACUAAUCGCUCGAGGAUGUUGUUUGAUUUGAUCCCUGGUGAAAACAAGUAUCGCAUUACCAGGUUGAUCCGUGCAAUUUGUGUAUUGUAAACUCUUGGGCGGGGCAUUACCAGGUUGAUCCGUGCAAUUUGUGUAUUGUAAACUCUUGGGCGGGUGGUACGUUUGUAAUGUAAGACCCAGUUCUCCGACCUGGAAACUCGUAAAACUAUACUGAUAACAUGCUACCCUGAUCUUCCAUAAUGGAUACUGUACUUUGUAUUGUUA